GAGUGUUUAAAUAUUUUUAAUCUUAUUAACUGAAGUUCAAUAAUCUCAUCAAAUUGCUCUUAUUGGCAUAUAAAAUAACGUCAUGGUUGAUCCGCACUCAAACACCAAAGAGGUGUAUACAAUACAAUUUUCCUCAGAUGUGGGUACAACACCAAGCACCAAUGCAAAUUCACCAAUCAAAGAAGCUGAAUAUCGUAUGUAUGGAAAACGAUGGUUAAUCUUGGGUAUAUUUGUAUUUUAUUCAGCAUUGAAUGCAGCACAAUGGAUACAAUAUUCAAUUAUUGCAAAUGUUAUAAGUAAAUAUUAUGGUGUUCGAUCAGUAUUUAUUGAUUGGACCUCAAUGAUCUACAUGGUCACAUAUAUUCCAUUAAUAUUUCCAGCUAGUUAUUUGUUAGACUUAAAGGGUUUACGCUUUACUACUAUAAUCGGUUCAUUUGGUACAUGUUUAGGAGCUUGGAUAAAAGUCUUUUCUGUAGCUCCAAAUUUAUUUGCAGUUACAUUUAUUGGACAAACAUUUGCUGCGCUAAGCCAAGUUUUUAUAUUGAGUGUACCGGCCAGAUUAGCAGCCGUAUGGUUUGGACCAGGUCAAGUUAGUUCAGCUUGUAGCAUAGGUGUAUUUGGAAAUCAAUUGGGCGUUGCAAUCGGGUUUUUACUACCACCCAUGCUUGUUAGAAACAGUGACAAUAUAGAUGAAAUUGGAAGCGAUUUAAGAAAUAUGUUUAUAACAGUUGCAAUAUUAACAACAAUCAUAUUUGUCUUGGUUUUAUUCUUUUUUAGCGCUGCUCCCUCAACACCAGUAUCUGCUGCUCAAGCAAAGCAACAAGAAGCUCCUCAAGAACCUUUUUUUAAUUCAGUUAAAGCAUUGCUAAGCAAUUGGGAUUAUUUAAAAUUGCUUAUUUCGUAUGGUAUUAAUGUGGGUGUAUUUUAUGCAAUUUCAACUUUACUAAAUCAAAUUGUGCUACAAUACUAUCCUGGAGCAGAACUUCACGCUGGACGUCUUGGUUUAAUGCUGGUCUUGUCUGGAAUGGUUGGGUCGGUUGUUUCUGGAAUAGUAUUGGAUAAGACACAUAGAUUCAAGGAAACAUCGUUUGGAUUGUACCUAUUUUCAUUAUUAGGUAUGAUUGUAUACACUUUUACAUUAAAUUGUGGCAUAGCUGUAGUUUACGCUUCAUCCAUUUUACUUGGUUUUUUUAUGACUGGUUAUUUGCCAGUUGGAUUUGAGUUUGCAGCUGAAUUAACAUAUCCUGAACCGGAAGGUACCUCUGCAGGAAUAUUAAAUGCAGCGUCACAGGUAUUUGGUAUUGCAUUUACAUCAUUGUAUUCGAUAAUCCUCACAGAAGUUGGUGAUUUUUGGGCUAAUAUAACAAUGUGUUCAGCUUUGGUAGUAGGCACAAUUUUGACGUUAUUAACUAAAUCGAAUUUAAAACGCCAAGCUGCUCAAAAAACUUAAGCGGUUGGAAGAAAUUUGAUGAAACUCAAUUGGCCCAUGUUAGAGUUUUAAUUUUCGUUAUUUGAAAAUUUUGGAAAAUUAUUUUUAGAUUUAAGUGACUAACGGAACAUAAUGUUUUAUCUGUUUAAAUCAACAACAACAAAGUAAAAUUUAAACGCAUUUAAAUAGUCGACAUUAGAGUAACAUUUAAAACAUUUUUUAGCGACUGGACAAUUCGCCUUUCAGUAAAUAAUGUACUUGAAUACUGGAAACUAUAACUAAAGGCUAAUCAUAAACUAUUCUAAAAAUAUUUUUCCAAUCUUUUUCCAGUUGUUUAGAGAAUAAUGGUUCUCAUUAAUUAAAUUUAUAAUCUUUACUUAGCCCAAACAAUGGCUCGUACCCUGGCGUCACUCAUUACAAUUAUGGUGAUUCGUAUUAAAACACAUUUCUAACCUACUCCAAUAAUUAUCUAAUUAACGUCUGAUUUAACGAUUGUGUUUUUUGAUACUUAAAUUGGAUCUAAUCGUCGUUCAUAUCAACUAUAAAGAGUACAAAACUGAAAUAAAACUCAUAAAUGGUUGUCAAACAAAUCUAUGUCGACCAAAUUUCCGAUCCUUUUUAAAAUUCGUUUCAAAUAUAAACUGAAGUUGCAUACCCGUACGUUAUUUAUAAUGUAUGUAAAAAAUUUCAUUUGUAUAUUGAUAUAAAUAAAUUAUAAAUCGUUCUAUUUCAGAGUAAACGUGAACCAAAAUUAUCGGAGUAGGCUAGAAAUUUUUUGAAAGAAUUCCUACAAUUUAUGUGAAUGAUAUCAGGGUUAGAGUCCCAACCCGUUAUUCGGGUCAAAUACUGGUCUAUUAAGAAUGUUUGUCGGGUAGAUAAACAAUUUGCCAAAAUUAUUUACAUCGUAUUUAUUGUAAUAUAUUAUGUGUUAAUUUAUUAUUGUUAAUGUGAUAUUGUUAUUCAACAAUUUGGUUGAAAUUAUAAAAGAGAUUAUUUAUAUACAAUGAUUAUUUUAUAAAAUGAAUUUUAAAUUAUUGUUGUAUUAAUUCAGUCUGUAGGGAUUCAUAAUUUACAAAAAUUUAUUUAAAGUCUCCAAAAAAUGCUAAACUUAUUUAGAUACGUCCAAGAAGACGAGUACGUUAUAGAGCUUUGCCAUUAGCAGAGCACUAUAUCUGGCCCACAUACCUGCCAUUUAAUAAAAUAUAUCAAUCAAUCAUGCAAUCUUGGAAAAUGACUUUUUUUACAUUUUGAUCCAUAUCUUGCGUUCGGUUCAUUCACAUUUGAUAAUUUUGAUAUCGUUGAACUUGCCUGCGUUUUAUCUCCAAAUCCAUUUAUGUCAAAGAGCUACGAUUGAUAGAAAAAAAGUUUUUCGUAAAAAGUCAAAAAUUUUUUCCUGAAUUUCUUUUUGUAACGGUUUUUGCAAAUAGUUUUUUAAUAAUGCACCGCAACUGUCAAGAGAUAUCAAGCUGAAAUUUUUAUAACGUGCUUAGGAGGUAAAAAGUGAAGUCGAGUUCGUAAAUGAGCAACAUAGGUCAAUUGGGCCUUGGGUCCGCAGAACCCAUCAUUUAAACCGUUAGCGGUUAGGGGUAGAACUAAAGUUUAAAUAUAAAAGAUGUUCCUUGAAUGAAAAAAAAGAGCCGGGGGAAGAAAAACAAUAGCCGCUCGAAAAUUCGACUCGUCUUUUCAAUCGUCACUUUACUAAAGAAUCUACAUUCGUCUUCACCUAUUCACUAGACAUUUUACUGGAGACUUUACAUUAUUUUUACACAUUAGUUAAGUACUUGAAAAUAAAUUUUGGUGGUUUUCAAAAGCUUAUUAUGUCCCUACAGGGUAGAAUAUAUAUCAUGCGAUUUAAACAAGAGCAAAUGAAAUGGCAAAAUUCAGUCUGCCCGUUUGAUUUCUCAAAAUAGAGAAAGCUGCCAAGGCAGACUACGAAAUUUUAUGCGGUCGUUUAAAAAACUGAGGGUCUAACAAAUAGUUCAUGCUCGUCACUGGUAAGAGAUAAAAAGGGAUUAAUUAUAUUGCCAUGUUAUUCUUUGUUAAGCCACAAACAAUUUUUGUUCAAAACAUUUUUUCCGUAAACUUACUUACGUCGAAUUUAUUAAGUUAACGAAAAAAUACUAUGAACAAAAGUUGUUUGUUCUUACUUUUUUUAAAAUAAUACUGCAAUAUAAAUUUUUCUCAAUCUCUUACCAGAAAAAACUCUACCACGAAUAUCCUGUGUUAGUAACAACUACGACCGCAUAAAAUUUCAAUCUCCGCAUUAGAAACGAUCACUUUUUUAAUAUUCAAAAGGGCAAUCUGUAUUCUGCCAUUCAUUUUUUUUUCUGUUAAAAUCGAAUGAUCUAAUAAAAGAUUUGUCAAAAAUCACUUUACUAUAUUAAAUAUUGGCCUACAUUCCUUUUUUUGAAAUAAAUAAGAAUUAUUAUCAAAAAUUAAAAAAGACUGAGUGACUUCUUGCGAUUAUAAUCUUGAAGACAUUGAUGCAAGUAUUAAAACCACAUUAUAUCGUGGGAAUAGAAAUAAAAAGCAUUUAUUAAAUAUAAUUUUUCAUUGAAGACAAUCGUAAAGUGUGUUUUGAAAAUCUUAAUAUACAAUUCAAAAUUUAAAGAGUGAAAAACAAGCUAAAUUUAUCUCUAUGUCUGUUAUAUUUGUAAAUUAUUUUAAGUAGAAAGUUUUAAAAUUAAAAUUGACAAUAAAAAACGGCAUCUAAUUUUUGGAUUAGAUAUAGUACCUGAAUGUUGUUAAAGAAGAACGUGUAGACUGUAGGAAUAAUAUUUAUGAUGUCUCAUCACUCUUGUUACCUAAUAGGCCUUUUCAUCGAUUUGCUUUUGUUUCGGAAAGUCCAAAAAUUUAACUAUCUAAUAUAUUUUACCUAUAUCAAUCAGCGCUUUUUAAUGAAGAUAGAAGAUAUGUGAUAUGUCUUUACUUGAUUGACAUCUGUGCGAAGCAAAAAAGAAUCAUUUUUCAAAUGAAAAGCCCUAUUGGAACACGUUUUUUUUAUGUUUUAAAAGAAGUAAAUCAAAUAUAGACAAUAAAUAAUGUAUAAUCAUUCGUAGUUUCCGUUCCAAAGAUUGUUGUUAGGGAAAUUUUCCCCCAAUUGUGUGAUU
Molecule: messenger RNA, 4539 nt
Organism: Chrysoperla carnea
Lineage: Eukaryota; Metazoa; Arthropoda; Insecta; Neuroptera; Chrysopidae
Exons: 9
Coding region: 83-1450 (455 amino acids)
Biological process (GO): heme export; transmembrane transport
Cellular component (GO): membrane
Molecular function (GO): heme transmembrane transporter activity; heme binding
Source: RefSeq, a predicted model, not a curated record